AUGAUGCCUCAGCCCUCAUCUACGGCACUACCCGAAUAUGAUUUUUGGAAACAUAAGCACAUGGACAACGAACAAGAAGAAAAAAUAAAAUUAAAGAGACUACACUCGCAACUCUUCGCACUUUUGCUCGGAGUUCUAUCGUCAGUGACGCUUCUUGAUGCAUACAAAAAUCCGUAUUAUGCCCCGGGAAGAUCCGUCAAUGUUCAUUUAUUUGAGUGGAAAUGGGAUGAUAUAGCUAUCGAAUGCGAAAGAUUCCUAGGGCCUAGAGGUUAUGGAGGGAUUCAGGUAUCUCCACCAAACGAGAACGUUAUACUUAGAUCGUAUAAUCGCCCAUGGUGGGAACGAUACCAACCCAUCUCCUACCAACUGGUAACGCGAUCGGGCAAUGAAAGACAGUUUGCUGACAUGGUGCGUCGCUGCAAUGCCGUCGGUGUCAGAAUAUAUGUAGACGCAGUAAUCAACCAUAUGACCGGCGAACCCCAAGAAAACGUGGGUACCGCUGGUAACACUGCAAUAUUUAGAGAAUGGUACUAUCCAGCUGUGCCCUACAGACAGGAACACUUUAACUGGCCUCCUUGUGGUAUUGAAGGUUCGGAUUACCAGAAUAACGCUUGGCGGGUGCGUAACUGCGAGCUUGUCGGCUUAAAGGAUUUGGAUCAAAGUAAUGAGCAUGUUAGAAAUAUGAUCGUCAAUUUCAUGAACAAACUCAUAGAUCUUGGCGUUGCUGGAUUUAGAAUUGAUGCAGCAAAGCACAUGUGGCCGCAAGAUUUGAAAGUAAUUUAUGACAGACUACACAAUUUGAACACUGCACAUGGUUUUCCAUCAAAUGCCCGUCCGUAUAUCUACCAAGAAGUCAUUGAUUAUGGUGGCGAAGCUGUUAGUCGAGACGAAUACACACCUAUUGGUGCAGUCACAGAAUUUAGAGCUGGGAUGGAAUUGAGUAAUGCUUUUAGAGGAAAUAACGCUCUUCGAUGGCUAUCUUCAUGGGGUCCACAAUGGGGACUGCUUGCAUCUGCAGAUUCUCUUACGUUCAUAGAUAACCACGACAAUGAGAGAGGCCACGGGGGCGGUGGUGGCAUAUUGACGUAUAAAGAAUCUAAACCUUAUAAAGCUGCUAUAGCUUUCCUGUUAGCCCAUCCCUAUGGUGAACCUCAAAUAAUGAGCAGUUUUCAUUUCUGGGACUCCGAAAUAGGGCCACCUAUGGAUAGUAAUCAAAAUAUCAUUUCUCCAUCUAUUAAUUCCGACGGCACUUGCGGAAACGGGUGGGUAUGCCAGCAUCGAUGGCGCCAAAUCUACGCUAUGGUCGCAUUUAGGAACGCGGCCCGUGACGCCGGUGUUACCAACUGGUGGGAUAAUGGGAGCAACCAAAUUGCUUUCUGUCGUGGAAAUAACGCUUUUAUUGCUUUCAACAGAGAUUCUUGGGACCUAAAUCAGAAUUUACAGACCUGUCUCCCUCCGGGAAGAUAUUGUGAUGUUAUAUCAGGAGACAAGGUGAACAACUCAUGUCAUGGCAAGACCGUGACGGUGGGCAACGAUGGGCGCGCUAGUGUCCAGGUCGGAGCUAAUGAAUACGACAUGAUGUUGGCUAUUCAUGUUGGACCUGAGAGCCGCCUA
Brenthis ino (lesser marbled fritillary) is the source of this 1614-nucleotide messenger RNA. The record is from the annotation of a GenBank genome assembly. NCBI's taxonomy places the organism in Eukaryota, Metazoa, Arthropoda, Insecta, Lepidoptera, Nymphalidae.